Molecule: messenger RNA, 1985 nt
Organism: Poecilia reticulata (guppy)
Lineage: Eukaryota; Metazoa; Chordata; Actinopteri; Cyprinodontiformes; Poeciliidae
Source: RefSeq, a predicted model, not a curated record
UCUUUACUAGCUCUUGCUAUCUAUAAUUUUCUCUAUAAAAGUUAAACUAUUGUUGCUGAUGGACUGGUUUGUCGUCGUCACGUGACCGAGUUCCUGGGUUUUCUGACCAAUAGCGGAAAGCCCGUGUGACGUCAGAAGGUUAGCUGCUCAGACUUUGAGUCUCAGCUAGCUUAGCGCUUGGUUACCAUGGUGACGUCCUCUGCGUGUCUGGUUUAGUGGUCAGUUUGUGUGAGUCUUUGCGCAGCCAGGUAGGAACAGCUCUUCCUGUCUCAUUUCUGAGGCACAGCUAGCUUAGCCGCACCUUAGCCGCACCGUUACCAUAACGACACGUCAUCUUAAAAGCGGGGUUUCCUUUCAGAUCCGCGUUUCAUUUCGUUUUCUCUCCACAGCCGAAUGAUAUUAACGGGUUUUGUUAAAGUCGUCGUGAAAAGAACGACUGAUUCGGUUCGAGCUGAAAGGAGAAGAACCUAGAGAAGCCCCAGUCAGGCCCGGUCCGGUCCGGUCCGGUCCGGCAGACAUGGAGCAGUACAGCAUCCUGGGUCGGAUCGGAGAAGGAGCUCAUGGCAUCGUCUUCCAGGCCAAACACAUCGAGACAGGAGAGACGGUGGCCCUGAAGAAGGUGGCUCUGAGGAAGCUGGAGGACGGCAUCCCGAACCAGGCAGUGAGGGAGAUCAAGGCCCUGCAGGAGAUCGAGGACAACCAGCAUGUGGUGAAGCUGAAGGAUUUCUUCCCUCAUGGAACCGGCUUCGUCCUGGUCUUUGACUUCAUGCUCUCUGACCUCUCUGAGGUCAUCAGGAACUCCCAGCGACCUCUGACCCCGGCUCAGGUGAAGGGCUACAUGAUGAUGCUGCUGAAGGGCGUGGCCUUCCUGCACCAGAACUCCAUCAUGCACCGGGACCUGAAGCCUGCCAACCUCCUCAUCAGUUCCUCGGGUCACCUGAAGGUGGCGGACUUCGGCUUGGCCCGGCUGUUCAGUGACCAGGGGGAGCGGCUCUACAGCCACCAGGUGGCCACCAGGUGGUACCGAGCCCCAGAGCUCCUGUACGGAGCCCGGAAAUACGACGAGGGAGUGGACCUGUGGGCGGUGGGCUGCAUCUUCGGAGAGCUGCUCAACUCGUCUCCUCUGUUUCCCGGGGAAAACGACAUCGAACAGCUCUGCUGCGUCCUGCGAGUGCUGGGGACGCCGACCCGGGAGAGCUGGCCCGAAAUGGUCGAGUUGCCAGAUUACAAUAAAAUCACCUUCAAGGAGAAUCCAGCGAUCCCAUUGGAGGAGAUCGUCCCUGACACCUGUCCUCAGGCCGUGGACCUGCUCUGCCGCUUCCUGGUCUACCCGUCCAGGCGGCGCUGCUCCGCCACACAGGUGAGCCCCGGGGAUCCAGGUGACUCGUUAACGGACCGCUCAUUAGGAGAGCUGAUCUCUGAUUGGUUGUUCCUCCUGAAGGCUCUCAUCCAUCCCUUCUUCUUCUCCUCUCCUCUUCCUGCUCACCACUCCGAGCUGCCCAUCCCUCAGAGGGGGGGUCGCCCUCCCCGCCAGCGCCUGCAGGCUCCGCCCACCGACUUCUCUGUGGACCUGCCCCUGCAGAACAGCGUGGUGGACCCCUCGGAGCUGCGGCCACACGCCUCCUGCCUCUGAAAAGACUCAAAGUGUUGGAAAUGAGAGGGGGGGAGAACUACUGAACUACUGAACUGACUUUGGUUUGUUCGUUUUGCAGCAGCUGCUUUGUGACGUGUGUAACUGACUUGUUUCCAUGGAAACCUGUGGUUGUUCUUCAUGAACUCCAGUCCAGAAUGAGGCCUCUGACUGGUGUUACUGGGAAGGCCAGUAAAGUCUUCACUCCCAUCUUCCACCCAGUAUGAAUGAGCUGUAACAGAACCUUCUGGUUCCCUCAGGAUGAUGGUUCUGGUUGGAUUCACUGGGAGAAUCCCAGUCCUCCCAGUAUGGAAGCGGAGCACCAGGCAGGACUGUUUGGACCCGAGUAGCUUCA